AGGGGGUACAUCCACCCUGCAGCUCUGCUGACCAGGGACAGUCGCAGUGAAAGCGUCUCCCUCUUAGAUGGGGUGCUGACCAGAUGCUCAGGGCCAUGACGCUGGCAAAGGGCCCCUGCAAGCCCUCCCGCACCCACUUCCUGCUCACGUGGACCUGGGGGGCUCCCCUGGCCCCCGCGACAGGGCGGGCACGGCAGUGUUCCCAGCAGCCCUGCACACAGAGCCACAGGAGCAACACGUGUCUCCUCUUAUGCUGUUGGAUGCAACCCUCAGGGCACCCCCGCUGGACAGGCCAGGUCUCCCUGCCAGGGGGCACCCGGCAGUCUCCCAUCAACAUCCGGCGGAGGGACAGCGUCUACGACCCCCAGCUGCCGCCGCUCAGGGCCUCCUACAGUGCUGCGUCCUGUCAGCACGUGUGGAACACGGGCUACCUCUGCCAGGUGGAGUUCGACGAGGCCAGCGAGGGCUCAGGGAUCAGCGGGGGCCCCCUGGAGAACCACUACCGACUGAAGCAGUUCCACUUCCACUGGGGGGCUGGGGACGCACGGGGCUCCGAGCACGCCGUGGACGACCUCACCUUCCCCGCCGAGCUGCACUUAGUUCACUGGAAUCCCUCGAGGUACCCGAGUUACCGGGAAGCAGUCCUGGGGGAGAAGGGCCUGGCUGUGAUCGCCGUCUUUCUGCAGCUGGGCGCCCCGCUCCAGGCCCUGCAGCAGCUGGCGGAUGUCUUACCGGAGAUAAAACACAAGGAUGCGCAGGUGGCCCUGGGCCCCUUCGACCCCUCCUGUCUGCUGCCUGCCUGCCGGGACUACUGGACCUACGCAGGCUCCCUCACCACCCCACCCCUGUCUGAGUCGGUCACCUGGAUCGUCCACAAGCAGCCCAUCGAGGUGGCUCCCAGCCAGCUGUCCGCGUUCCGGACGCUGCUGUUCUCCGCACCGGGCGAAGAGGAGGAGGCGAUGGUGAACAACUACCGCCCGCUUCAGCCCCUGAUGGACCGUGAAGUGCGCUCAUCCUUCCGGGCACCGACUCAGAGUCCGCGUGAACGGCCAGAGCAGAUGUGGCAAGGGCGGCGGGUGCUCCAGGCUUCCCCAUCUGAGCCCCAUGGCCCCCGAGCUAAGUAAAGAGAAAGGCCCUCGCUCCCGCCAUGCGCUCUCCAUCACCAGUGAAAGAAGUCACUCUGGAGAAAUGCAGUUGCGCCAGGGAGCGGAACCCUGGGACACGGGCACCUCCUGGGGCCUGGGCAGUGUGAGGCUGCCCCCGUCCAGCCAGCCACCUCAGCUGGGCCGCCACCCUCACCCACACCCCCCUUCCUGCUGCACGUGGUGUCCUCCGUCGGUCGCACCUCCCAGCGACGCAGACUGGCACUGGCGUUGUCCUUUUCCCCACUUCCUUUUCCCUGGCUGCACCUGUGUCCUGGGCCACCACCACAGCCCAGUACGGCAACUCGGUGGCUUAGAAAGAGAGGAAUAAACUCUGCCGGGAGGCCAGGUGCUAGAAGUCUCAGCCUGCGGGGCUGGCUCCUCUGAUGCUGCAGGGGAACUGCUUUCCUGGCUCCUCGAGGGGCUGCCCACUUUCCUGCCUGAGGGCCGGUCCUCACCUUCAGACUGUCGCCAACCUCUACUCCAUGUCGCAGCUCCUUGCUUAGCCUGCUGCCUCCCUGGCAAAGGACCCUGCGAUUCCCCAGGACGAGCUUCCCAUCUGAAGAUCCUUGACUGAAUGCCAUCUGUCAUGCCAGGUGCAGGACUGGGACCCGGGGUCCUUGGGCCUCAGCCCCCAGCCACGAGGCCCUGGCCCAGGCAGGGUCGUGUGAGGUAAGAGGGCCUUGAAGGGCGGGCAGAGCGGCCACACCCUCCCUGAGCAUCCCUGGAUGCUGGCUUCCGGCCCAGCUGCCAGACUCGGGCCUCAACAUCUCCCUGGGUGCCCCAGGCCCUGGGUUUGUGCCCCAGCUUCUGUGGGGACUGUCCCUGGCCCGCAGCCCUGAAAGCACCCCAUGUCCGAGAGCUAGCUUCUCUCUUGGUCCCUGCCACAUGCAUCCUGCUGGAAGGACAUCCAGGGCCACCCUGUCUAAAUCGCCACCCCACCUUGGGGCAAAGAGAGCUCUGCGACCAUCUGAAUACUCAUUUCACGAACAUGUGGAAAUGACCCCAGCGCCCCGGCAGUGCCCUUCCCACCGAGGAGCAGCACCCACUAAGAGCAGCAUCGUGAAGCAGAGGGGACACCUGGCAGGCGCCCUUUCGGCUCCGUCAGUCUGGAUUUCUCUUUUCUAGUUAGAAAGCCUCUCAAUCCUUACAGCAUUUUAAUUUGCAUGGCAUUAGGUUCUUUCCCCUAGGGUAGAUACACAGGUCCACAAACCACCUAAUCCUGUUAUCUCAGGACAUUUCCGUACCAUCAGGUCAGCAACAAACAACGGCUCCAAAAGUCAAGCCAAGCUGUCCUGUUUCCCAAGGCCUGGUGACAAGCUCCGCUCCGCUGGGAGAGAUAAGAAGUGCCCUCCUGUUACGUCUGCAGACUGUACCUAGAAUCGCAGUGGGGUUUACUUUGGCAGGGCCCUGUGCUUCUCUCCCAGGGCAGAACUUCCUGUGGCAUCAGCACCGUGGCCGGGGGGCCCGGUGGGGACCUCAGGGGCAGCCUGGAGGCCACUGCUGGAGAGCACAGUGGUGGAGGAGCCAUGGAGCUGGCCCUGUUCCCGGCACCGUGGGUGCCACAGCGACAGCUGAUGACGGCAGAGCACCAGAGAGACGAACGGCUGUGUCCUGCAGAAGGGAGGAGAGAGAUAUUCCUAGCUUCAGAUUGGACCCAAAUACUUUCUGCCAGUUGGGAAAUGCAGCCACCUACUUGGGUCUCCGUCACAGGACCACAUAUCCUAGGGUCACUCUACCCCGAGGCCACAGACUCAGUGGCUUCUGACAGAUGUGUUGGCCGAAGCCCAAAACUCUAGCUGAGCUCAGGUCAGGGCAUCCUGGGCCAGCUCCUCUGGGGCGUCCGGGGCACCUGUUUUCCCACCCUUCCCAGCUCCCAGCACGCGUUUGUCCGCUCGGCCCCUGCUCCGUUGUCCACACCAGCAACACGGUCUCCCAGAUCUCUCUGACCGGCCCUCUUGCCUCCCGUGGGAGGGCCCCGUCCUGACACUGAACCACGGGCUGAUCCAGGGCACCCCCUACGCGAGGUCCUUGGCUUCACGACAUCUGUGAAGUCCCUUUCCACAUCCGGGUCCUGGGGUUAGAUGGACCUCACUGGCUGUUCUCUGCUCACCCCCCUGCCUGCAAACCGGGGCUCUGGUCAUGGGGCCCAGCCGCUGGGGCUGCCGUCGGAGUGGUGGAGUGGGGUGGCACAAGGGGCUGUGGGGCGCAGGGAGUGCCAGAGGUGUCGGAGGGGCUUUGCCCCAAGCACCCUGCAGCCGAGAGCAGUCAGGCUGCACGGUGUUGGAGCAGCCCCUGGGCACACACAGCCCCUGAGCCCUUCACACCCAGGCGGCAUGAAGGAGCAGCGAGGCCUGAUGCGCUUGAUCUUAGUCAGCUAAGGCCUGCGAGCGGCCCAGGGCCCCUGUGCCACGCCGGGUGGUGCAGCGGCCAUCAGCACGGGGCGAAGGUGGCAGUGGGAGCCAGCGUGGAGCAGUGUACCCAGCCUGCCGUGUACCACACGGCACUCGCUUGACGCAGUCGCUCUCUGCCUCCCGGGCCCCUGGGUCUCUGGUCACCAGACUCUGGCAAUGAGUGGGGCCGUGGAAGACGGGAAGCACUGUGCACUGAAGGGGGUGCAGGGCUGCAGGAAGACAGGACAGGACAGGGAACGGGGACCUCGUGAGGGUCACCGUGGCAGCCCAAGUGACCUCCUCUGCCUGCUCCUCCGCCACCAAGGCUGUCAUGAGACACAGCUGCCGCCCAGCUGCCAGGAAGUCUGGGCUUCCAGAGGCCCUGGCUGUGAUGCGUCCUCAACAAACUGUCUAGCAUCCGACUGGAGCGCAGGGUCGGGUCUGAGGCAUCGGUGGAGGUGGACAGCAACCCGGAAGGCUCUGCUCCUGCAGCUUCCCCUCACUCACAGCCAACUCAUUAGGUGGCUGCGGGUUUCCAGCUGUGCUGGCACUGAUGCUGUCCAUGCCAAUCCCGGCCCACCUCUGAGCCAGGCACAGUGCAAGCCUCUGCCUGCAUGUGCAGCGCCCCUCACCCCUGCAGGUCAGGCCCCCGCCGGGGAGCUCCUCACCCCAAAGCCUGGGGGGAACGAGGUUGAAGCUCCCGAAGGUCAGGGAGCCAUGGUGGGGUCAGGAACCAGAGCCAUCCUGACCGCCUGAGCUGCUGUCACCAGCUCUUGAGUAUUCUCCAAAGCCCUCCUGCUUCUAAGGGGAAACUGAGGCUCACCCACCCAGGCAGCCAGACAGGCAGUAUUUCGCCCUACCCCUUCCAACCGGUGCAGUUAGUAAAUUUAGAAAAACUGCAGCGCGAUGGUGAGCUCUACACCCGGGAAGGCUGUGCGCGCAGCCUGAGGGGUGAGGAGACCCUGGAGACAGCGUCUGCCGGGGACAGGACCGCAGGCCCCUGGCGCGGCGCGGGGGAGCCACGGCCACUGCUCCAUGGGCCUCCACCCCACGGGGACCUGGAGAACGCGAGGAAAGGCCGAGCGCAAGAAGGGACGCAGCACCCCGGCCCCGCCCCCAGCUGCGUGGCAGGCUCACGUCCACGGGGACGCCGCGUGGCACACGCACAGCUCUCUCGCUCUCCCGCAGCGCAUGGUCACGGCCUCCUGAAAAUGUGCUCUUUAGCCACUAUUUUUAACCCUGGCUUCAGGGCUGAGACACUGACACAUGCCCGGGAAGCGGCCACGCCAGGACACGCUGCUGAAAGACCCAAACAGCCAGAGGAAAGACGUGGGUCUGGGCCCUCAAAGCAACCACACUGCAAACAAAGCCAGGAGCCCCGCAGCCGUCCGUCGGGAGGCCAGGGACAGUGCCAUUGUCUCGGACAGCCUCCGGGCCCGCUUUGAAAGUUCAAGGCUUCCUCCCUUUGCUUUCAUGUUUUUUUCUCGCUUUGUGAAAACACAAGAACACAGGUGUGUGAGAACAAACACUUGCCGACUCCGGCAAAGCACGCCUGCACCUCCCCCUCCCGUCCUGGCACGUUUAGGGUGACAUUUCCUGGACCAGGCCCCCAGGGAGGGCCCACGCCCAACCACAGACCCGAGGACUCCCGCGGUGCUGACCAGCGGCUGUGGCCCCCGCCUCUGCCCACAGCCUGAUCUGUGCUGCCCAGGAUUUGCAGCCCCUGCCGCGGCUGCUCCUGAGCCCAGCAUCCCCUAGGCAGGCGGAAGGUGUCGGCCCUUCAGCCAUGGGCCGUCCCUCCUGCUGUGUCCCCAACUGGAUGGCCUUUCAGAAAAUAGCUCCUCCGUCUACCCAGAGCCAAGUGGGACUCAGGGAGGACCCAGUGGGUCCCCUCAGCCCGUGGCCCCCAUCCCCAGGUAUCCAUGGGGUCUGCUGGCAGCACCCCAAAACCUUCGCAUCUGAUAGCCCCCUGCCACCCCUCACCUCCCGCUCAGCCCCUUCCCCACAGCUCUCUUCGAGUCCCCAGCAAACCCAGGGACCAGGCCAGGGCGGGGAUCUGAGAAACCCUAACUUGGUCACGUUGCUCCCUGCACAACUGAGCCUCCUCAUUGUACCAGGAGCAAAGCAGGCGCUACCUGGGCACAGCCUCCCGCCUCAGCCUCCUGUCCAGAAGGCCUGUGUUCCCCAGAGCUCCCUCGCUCCCCUGGGCUGUCAAAUACCAGCCCAAAGAUUUUCCCAAAGAACUGAGCUCUAGCCAGAUGUGGUAGUGCACACCCAUAAUCCUAGCACUUGGAAGGCUGAGGCGGCAGGAACACAAGUUCAAGGCCAGCCUGGGUAAUUUAGCAAGACCCUGGCUCAAAAUUUAAAAAGGCUUAGGACAUAGCUCAGCACUCUUUGGUACCCCCCCCCCCACACACACACACUCACGCACGCGUGCAUGUGCACACAGAUGUUCCGCCACAGCACAGAGGAAGCCUGGCUGAUUUUCCAGUGCUGAGAUUCAUCCCUUUGUCAGAAUCUCCUGUGUCAGCUUGGGAAUCUUUUCCAACAUGGCUGAAAUGUCUCUAAGCAUGGGAGUUAUUUUUAAGCAGUGUGAAAUCCACUAGUCCUUUUCCCUGAAUUCUGGAAACUCAGAGAGGAGCUGGCCAGUGUACACGGCCUUGAACAGAGCCUCGCCUGGAAGGCAGGCCAUUUGUGCACACGAGGUGUCCCAUAUGUGGCAGCUCUCGACCACCCAGAUGCUGCGCUCCCAGGGAGCGCCCAGCACAGGCUGCAGCCACUGUGUCUCUGUCCAGGAAGAACGGGACGCAGCCCGAGCCCUGGUGGAAGUCGCAUGUGGCAGGAGCACCUGAGCCCUGGGGUACAAGCAGGUGUGCACUGCAGCGGUGGGGACCAGCAGGAGGACAGGGCCAGGCCAAGGCAGGGGAGUUGGUGUCUGGGCUGAGACAGCUGGCUGUGACACAGACUCGCUUCCACAGUGUCCCAGCUGCAUCCUGGGCGCAGGAGGUGUUGGCUUUUCAGAAGUGGAAACUGAGGCAGAGGUCAGCCCUGUCUCACCACGAGGGCCCCUAAAGAAUGGCCACUCUGCAGCCUUCAGGAUGGGGUGGGCGGCCGAAGGCACUUGCAGAGCAAGGUCACGGAGGAGCAGUUUAAAGCUCCCGGGAUGAAGGGACCCCAGAUCCUCAAGCUACCCUUGGCAAGGCAGAAAUCGUGCCCGGUUCCAUUCUGAAGUGUGCCAGUCCCAAGCCACUGAGGCCCUGGGCUCGCUGCUCCCCAGACAUGCCUGCUACAGACCACAGUCCCGAAAGCUUGUCAAAGACAUCGAGUCCACUUCUGACCAGCAUGGUGACACACAGCUUCCAUCCCAGAGACCCGGGAGACUGAGGUAGGAGGACUGCAAUUCAAGGCCAGGCCAGACGACUUACUGAGAAGUUGACUAAAAUUUAGAAAUCAAAAGGGCUGGGACGUAGCUGAGUGGUACAGUGCUCUCCUACCAUGCGUGAGGCCCUGGGCGAGGGGAGCAAACGUGCCUUUCCGAAGGCCCAACCUAUCCAUGCCUGUCCCUCUGGAACGAGAGGAAUGGGAGCAGGGCUUCAUGGAGAGCAAGUCCUCUCUCCCCACAAGAAGCAGAAGCCAGGAGUGAGUGGGGACAAGGAGACAACCCUUACCUGCUCCUUGGCUAGGCUUUCUUCGACUUUAGCACCUGUGAGGGGAGUUUUAGAGAGAGCCCCAGAGAAAAAAAUAUGCUUGUUGGAGAAACAACCCACAAGUGCAAGAGCCAGGUGUGGUGGCACACACCUGUAAUCCAGUACUUGGGAGGCUGAGGCAGGAGGAUCACCCAGAGUUCGAGGCCAGCCUGAGCUACACAGUGAGACCCUAUCUCAAAAAAAACAAAACAAGAACCUGAGAAGCACUGGGCAAUAACCCAAGACAGCCAGAUGCUGACAGAAGCAGCUCCCGCCCGUCUGUGUGCCGCCUUGGAGCCUCGCCCCACCCCCAGGUGCGAGGGGCUCCCUGAGGAGCUGUCACUUCGAGAGACGCGCUCUGGCCCCAGGCGCUGCACAAAGGCCACCCGUUCCUGACACCACAGCCUGGGAAAACGUCCCCCCCAGAAGAGGCGACCAGCCUCCCUGCACACAUCGAGGGGCGACUGCUCCAAGACGGAGCUUCCCAGGCUUGGCGACUCCAGAACCCGCGUCUGAGUAAAGACUCUCCAGGCGGCCUGUGCCGGUCACGUGCGCCACUUCCCACCCGUGGCUGAGCCGCGCUGACCACAGUCAGUCUGCUAGUCGGCGUAUGCUGGGACGGCUUCAAACACGGCACACACGGCCAUGCCCCGGAGAACGCCCCGGAAGUAGAACUGCUGCUCAAAGGGGAUGCACAGUGCCAGGUUUUUGAGAGAAACCUCCCAAUUUCCAUCUAGAAAGAAGCGACUCUUCCUGUCGCCCGCCCAAGAGGACACAGGACCUCCUGAUAAAUGACUGAGACAAAAGGUGCCGAUAGUCCAGCCGCUAGGUGGCGCUCCCGGCAAAGAUUUUUCGAGUCCGAAGCCGGGUAAGGCGGUAUGGACUUGUCCUUGGCCGAGGGAGGCUGAGAUACUGAGAGGGAAAGGUGGAAAGAUACAGGCGGGGCUUGAAUUUUAAAAACUCAUCACGGUAAACGACAGAUCAUUGAGAACGAUGAGACAAAGGCGUCCAAGUCAAUCAGGAGUACUUUGAGAAUUAAUGGCAACAUGUCUGUUACUGUAAUAAAAAUUUUAAUUUAAA
Molecule: messenger RNA, 8301 nt
Organism: Heterocephalus glaber (naked mole-rat)
Lineage: Eukaryota; Metazoa; Chordata; Mammalia; Rodentia; Bathyergidae
Source: RefSeq, a predicted model, not a curated record